This is a messenger RNA of Emiliania huxleyi CCMP1516, 902 nucleotides long. RefSeq lists its product as hypothetical. Bases 9 to 902 code for a protein of 297 amino acids. Gene Ontology annotation, biological process: endocytosis. Gene Ontology annotation, cellular component: plasma membrane; early endosome. The record is from RefSeq and is a predicted model, not a curated record. The transcript has 7 exons. NCBI's taxonomy places the organism in Eukaryota, Haptophyta, Isochrysidales, Noelaerhabdaceae.
CUGAACCAAUGAGGAACGCCACCUCGAUGGCGCUCCGGGCGCUGCUACUUGUCGCUCUGCUUGCCGACGGCGCACCGGACCAAUCCCCAGGGCGCGGCGUGCGGAGACAGCCCACGCUGCUCGCGGUCGACGGGCGCGCUCUCGCGGAGAUGGGCGCACUCCGACUAUCGGGCAGCGCGGCCGCCGCAAAUGUCGGAGCCGUUUCGGCAACCGUGCGCUCCUGGUGGACGAAGGGCGGUGUUAUGGAUACGGCGGGUGGUGCCCUCCUCGCUCUCAAGGCGUACACGCUGUGGUUCUUCUUCGGCCUCCUCGGCCUCCACCACGUGUACCUCGGCCGGCCGCGCGCGGCGCUCCGCGCCUGCCUCACCCUCAACUACCUUGGCCUGGGCUGGCUCUACGACGGCAUCUCGCUGCCUCUCCGCGCGCAAGCGCUGCGCCUCUCGCUCGCGCCGGGGGCCGCAGGCGAGGGCGGCGUCGAGGAGGAGGGCGAUGCGGCCGCGGUGCUUCCGGUGCUCGCGACGGUGUCCGUGGACGCGCUGUCGCGGCUGAUGCCGCGCCGCUGGUUCGAGGCCGACCUCCCCCCCUCGCUGUCGCGUCGCCGGCGCGCGAGUCCUGCCGGGAAGAGCGCCGCCGGCGGCCACCGGCUGCGGGCACUUGCGGUCUGGGGAUCGGUGUGCGCGCUCGCGCUCCACGCGGCGCCCGUGUCGGAGUUGGGCCUCUCCUCGCGACCGGCGAGCUGGUACUCGGCCAAGGAGGUCAAGGCCGCGUACCGGCAGCUCUCGCUGCAGCUGCACCCCGACAAGAUUCGCGGCGCUUCCCCUGAGGCGAGGCGAGAGGCGGAGAACCGCUUCAUGAGGGGAGUCCCCCAGAGCGAGGUCGCGAUCAACGCCGCCAAGCGCUAG